AUGCCAGUUAAACUGGAAAUGGAAAGGUCGCUUCUGGCUUUUCUUCGUGUGUUUGCUAUCAAGGAAGGGGUCCACGGUUUGUUUAAGUGUUCAGAUAAAGGUAUGUUAAAGAACAUGAGCCGGUAUGCCUUGUUUAAUAAUGAAUGAUUUCGGCGCAGGGGGUGUGCCGCCCCAGUGCUGAUGUCAGAUGCUCUGUUGCAGCAUUUCACCGUGCGGGGUGUCAGAGCGGCUGCUUGCCUUCAGCGCCUUCUCCGCGUUACACAUGCGAUCCUGCCGGCCAAGAUGCUUUCCAUUCUCAAGCAAUGCUCCUUAUUCAUCUCGAUCCUUUCUUUUUUGGCUGUGCCCGGUCAUUUCAAAAGGAUAUUUAGAUGUCCUUCCACAUGUACUUGCUCCAAGGAGUCUAUAAUUUGCGUCGGGUCUUCGUAUAUCCCACGGAUUAUCCCAAAUGAUAUCAAUUCACUGAGCAUCGUUAAUGGAACCUUCUCUGAAAUUAAGGAGGCUAUGUUCUCCCAUAUGCCGUCUUUACAACUGCUGCUUCUUAAUUCCAAUUCAUUCACCACCAUAAAGGACGACGCAUUCUCCGGACUUCCGCAUCUGGAAUAUCUGUUUAUAGAGAAUAAUAAGAUUGAGACAACGUCUAGGUAUGCUUUAAGAGGCCUUCGGGAUUUGACCCACCUGUCACUGGCGAAUAACAACAUCAAGUUUUUGCCAAGGGACCUCUUUGCUGAUCUGGACUCUCUGAUUGAACUUGAUCUGCGUGGUAAUGCCUUCGAGUGCGACUGCAGAGCCAAGUGGUUAAUGAGCUGGUUGAGGAGCACCAACGCCACCGUGUCCGAGGUCUUGUGCGAGGGCCCCGAUGAGAUGAAGGGCAGGCGGCUGAAUGACCUGGUCAGCCUACGCGACGACUGCAUCUCCACAGAUUUUGUCCUCCAUCAGUCAGUGGCGUCAGAGUCUCUGUCAGUGGAUACCUUCUUAUACAAGAACGGGGUCUACGUGGCCAUCGCCGCCCCCAAUGUGGAAAGCUGCAUGAUCAUGGAGUGGGACCAUAUCGAGAUGAACUUCAGGAGCUAUGACAACAUCACCGGUCAAUCAAUCGUUGGAUGCAAGUCCAUCAUCAUUAACAAUCAGGUCUUCGUCAUUGUGGCCCAGCUUUUUGGUGGCUCCCACAUCUACAAGUUUGAUGAAGACCAGAGCAAGUUCACCAAGUUUCAAGACAUUGAGGUGUCCAGGAUCUCCAAGCCCAAUGACAUUGAGACUUUUCAGAUUGGCAAUGACUGGUUCUUUGUGAUCGCAGACAGUUCCAAGGCCGGCCUCUCCACUCUCUACAAGUGGAAUGACAAAGGCUUUUACUCCAGUCAGUCCCUUCAUGAGUGGUUCCGGGACACAGAUGCAGAAUUUAUUGACCUGGAUGGGAAAGCCCACCUAAUCCUGGCCAGCCGUUCCCAAGUCCCUGUGAUCUACCAGUGGAGCAGAAGUGCUCAGAAGUUUGCUCUACAUGGUGAGAUUCCUAACAUGGAGGAUGUGGUGGGCAUCAAGUCUUUCCGGAUCAAGGAGGAGCUCUACUUGGCCAUGACACGCUACAUAGGUGACUCAAAAGUCCUCCGAUGGACCAAUAAGCAGUUCACAGAGGUGCAGGCCCUGCCCUCGCGAGGAUCCAUGAUCAUGCAACCCUUCUCCUUCAAGGACAGGCAUUACCUGGCCUUGGGUAGCGAUUAUACCUUCUCACAGAUAUACCUGUGGGAUAUGGAGAAGAAGAUGUUUGAGAGGUUCAAGGAGGUGUACAUCCAGGCACCACGUUCCUUCACGGUGGUGUCCACAGACCGUCGGGAUUUCCUCUUUUCUUCCAGCUUCAAAGGUAACACCCAGAUCUUUGAGCACAUCAUCAUUGAUUUGAGUUUGUGAGCCCUGCUGAGGACAGAAAUUGUUCCAUCAUAUUCCAUCAUAAUACUGAGGGAAUGAAAGCGAGACGUGGCAUUUAUCAGGUACUGUAUUCAUUUACAAUCUAUGUUUCCUGCAUUUGUAUAGAGGUUUUAAUGAAAUUAGUGUCUCAUUUGCUGCAUUUUAACUAUUUGAUACGCACAACAACUUGUACUUCAUGCUAACAGAAGCGGAUUGUCACACACAGCCUUUUUUUCGUUGUCCUAACCAGUCACUUGAGGAAAGUAGUGUUUUCGUUGUGAGACUCAAACUGCCACAGUUUCCAUGGUUACAGUAGAUGCCUUAUUUGUAAAAGGGAUGCGAGUUCUGCCUGUUAGCAUUUUCAUCUUUUUCGUUGUGAUCAGGAAUUCCUCUCUCCUGGAGUGUCACUGUAAGAAGGGUGGGGCCCCACUGAGCACAAUCUAUCACCAACAAAGCUCACCAUUUGAUGUACGGUUUUACACAAAACGUUCGGGGGGGGGGGGGGUCUUUUAUUAAACUGCUUUUUGUUUUUAUUAUAUCUUUGUUGUAGGCCGUUCCAUCUACGGAAGAGUAAGCUUAGUAAAUCACCUUAUAAGUUGGGUCUAAGGCUGCCUGUUCUAACCCUAUCCUGCUCAUUCCAGAUCAAUGUGAUCUGGGGGAUAGAAUAUUGGCCCUAACCCUAACCCUAACACUUUACUUGUAGGGGUGCAAAUAACUUACUCGGUUACUACUCAAGAACAAAUCAUGAACAGAUAUAAUUCCUGUAUGAAAUAUAUGAACCAUCAUGAUUAAUUAUUCAGAUUCAGAAUACUUUAUUGAUCCCUGAGGAAACUAUAUUAAUGAUGAAUGAACAUGGGAUCAGUAGGUAACUAACACUUAGUCACUAGUUAAUUAAUACAUUAAGUAAUGGUGUACUAUUACAUUGUGUCCCCUUAAAUAAGAGUUACCGAAUGCAGUAUAUACACUGUUUAUCUAUCAAGAGUGUCAGGAAGGUGACAAUGAGGAGUCAGCUGGCAUCAUAUCUGGAAGCAAUUGAAAGCGAAAGCAUUUAUUGGGUGUAAGUAGUAAAGAGUAUGAUAUGCAUACAUAGUCUCAAAGAAUCCCUCAUAGAUAUAUCCCUAUAUUAUGAACAUGAUCCUACUUCCUGCUGUCUUUUCUACCAAGUUGUAACAUAGACUGGGGUAAUUCAGUCAUGGAAGAGUUUUGUUCCAACAGAUUGUCGUUGUAAAUUACGAAUGCCGCUUGUCAGUUCAUGGCUACAAAAUGUGCUUUUAUGUUUGCUUGUAAGUCAAAGGUGUACCUUUCAUAAAAGCAGCAGUAUGUUUUGACAGAAAUGAUGUGAAGCGGCGUUUCACAUGUAGACCAAAAGAGCGUUUUGUUCUCUGAAGUGUAAUUACAGCCUGCGGACACUAUGGCACUCAGGAGUUGAAUGGACCAGACUUACAUAGUUGUUUAGAAGACUUUUCAGUCCAGGACAGGUUAGGUUAUUGUUUUGCUGUAAUAUUUAUACAGUCAAAUAUGGUACCUUAAAAAAAAUCAAGUCAAGAGUCCAACAGAAGAACCCAUCCUGGAAUGUGAGCCUUCAGAACUUUAAAAUUUGCGUCUUUUAUAAAUUACUGAGCCGUCUGAGUUCUCAGUUUUUUUAAAACAAUAUAAUGACAAAUUGCCAGUGUGGACCUGCAGUAAGCCGAGCGCCUUUUUUACUCAGUACAUCCCAUAGUUUGCCAUGUGUCCCGGAAUGGAAUGGGAGCAGAACACUGAUGUAAAUACUUAGACAGUGACAAAGAUUCAGAGCUUUACUAAUAUUUGACAAAAUGUUUAGGCCCUUGUCAUCUCCAGCAAGAGUUUGAAAACUGUCCUGGAAAAGGGAAUGUGUUUCUCCAGAUUAUAAAUUAUUUUAUCUUACAAUACUAUAAGUGAUUUAAUUUAUACAGUACAUGGGCACCAUGAGAUAUUUCAAAAAAAGCAGUGAUCGUUUGACAUCCUUCGUCCCAAUGUGUAAAAACAUUACAUGUUUCUAUAUGUCUUGCCACUUGGCAUGCUUCGUCAGAGAUUUGCAAAUGACCCAGAAUGCAAUGCAGCUUCUAAGAGCAUGUCACUUAAAACUGAAUGAACAAAACAUUCAAGUUUGUAACUUCUAAUUUAAAUCGUGGAAUAAUCUGUACGGAAUCUGUUACUGUUCUUGCUCACACUGCAGUUCCCUGAUAUUAUAACUUGUGAUACCAAUUGAUCAAAUAUGCAAGUUGUAUGAGGUGUACAUUGUUUUAUAUCAUGAUAGAAAUAUGAUUUAUGCUUACUGAAUAUUAUCCUUGAAAUGAUGACGAUUCUUUAGUCCAAAUAAAGAUGCUUAUGUUUAA
Molecule: messenger RNA, 4256 nt
Organism: Brienomyrus brachyistius
Lineage: Eukaryota; Metazoa; Chordata; Actinopteri; Osteoglossiformes; Mormyridae
Product: leucine-rich repeat LGI family member 2-like
Exons: 8
Coding region: 181-1902 (573 amino acids)
Biological process (GO): inhibitory synapse assembly
Molecular function (GO): protein binding
Source: RefSeq, a predicted model, not a curated record